Messenger RNA from Paraglomus occultum, 738 nucleotides. Lineage: Eukaryota; Fungi; Glomeromycota; Glomeromycetes; Paraglomerales; Paraglomeraceae. The record is from the annotation of a GenBank genome assembly.
AUGCCACGAAUAAAUAAUGAAGAAGAGGGCGCAAAGAUGAAACGAGGCAAGGGCAAAUUCGAACCGGUAUUUGUCUUAUCGGGCUUUAAAACUAAAAACGACGCUAAAGACUUUGUGAAAGCGAUUGAUGGGUCUCAUGUUAGGGGCAUAUUCAUGAGUGAAUAUAACAAACUCAAAAAAAUGGAAGAUAAAAAGUAUUAUAAAGGCAUGUUGAGGCGCAUAAUAUCAGUAAAAGCGAACUUUAUAUCUAAACAUCCCGACUCGGGAUUAUGGUGGAAACAAGAGAACGAUUGGAUAGCCCAUUGGCAUGCGACCGAGAACAAACAGCUUGAAACGGCAUUGAGGGAUGGUUGGAAGGUUGAUGGACAGGAGAUCGUUCGACAUAAAAUCUUGGAACUCGAUUAUGUACCUUCCACUAGACGGCCACCGAAAAAUCCAAAGAAAUCGUUUGAUCUCGCCAAGAAGGCCAUAUGGGAGGCUGGCGGCGAUCAAGGAAAAGUUGGGGAUCAGGAACGGUGGGCAAAAACAGAUGAAUUUACUUAUCAAGCAGAGUUGAACAAGAGGAGGAAGGAUGGCAUGCUUGCGUUCGAUUUUGGACAGGCCGCAGAUUUGCCUGUUUCCUUGUUAGCAACGGAUCCGAGGACAAAGUAUGCAGAGAGGAAAAAGGCUUUUAGAGAAAGAAUGAGAGCCAUUCUCGCAGAAAACGAUGAUAACGAUGAUGACUAUUAUCAUCAUUAA